AUGGCUAGUGAUGACAACAAGAAUCGUAGAGAGCCAUUCUUUAAGCCAGGUCAGUUUAGGAGAGAAAUCCGCGAAAGCAUAGACCUGUUUUUUAAACGAUACAAGAGAGCCAGCAUUAUAAAUGAAUGGACCGAUGAAGAAAAAGUUCAAUUUUUACCAGCCUUUUUGGAAGGUACGGCUUUACAAUUCUUUGAAAAUCUAGAAGACAACAUCGUCAGUCAAAUCAGGUGGGAAGAUUUGGGACAAUUUUUUAAUUAUCUCGAUGCUAAUGAACUUAAUAAGAAGAAUGAAAAAGUGAAAGUAGCUCACUUGAAAAGUGGCUUGGAUGAAGAAGCUUAUUCAGUAGUUGAAGCGUUUGACUUGAAACAGGAGACUGUUCAAUCAAUAUUUGAUGAGCUUCAAAAGUAUGUUGAGCCAAAAAAAAGUAUUAUAGCUGAACAGUUUAAAUUCUUUAAACGACAACAAGCUGAAGGAGAACCUUUUGACAAGUUCUUCAUUGAACUUAAAAAAAUGGCUAAAAAGUGUGAAUUUGGUGAUCAAGAAGAUAAUAUUUUAAAAGUAAGAGUUGUCCUUGUAGUAUGUGGUUUAAAAUUACAAGAAAGGUUGCUGAGAACACCUGACACGACUCUUGAUAAAAUAGUUGAUCAUUGUAGAGCAACUGAAACAGCAAUGCUAAAUCAAGUAAUGAUGAACAAAGAUGAUUAUAAGUCUGUUGACCUAGUAAAAUGCAAAAAUGAAAAAUUGAAGAACCUUAAUUAUUCGACUAAGAACAAAACGUUCAAAUGUGCUUAUGAACAACAAAAUGAACAAUCAACAAGUAAUCAGAUCAAGCAACUACAAAAAGCAAAAGAAUAUGAUUGUAAAAAAUGUGGUUACAAACAUGGGGCAAGAACACAUAAAGUUGCUUUAACUGCUGAUAUAAACAAAAUGUAUCGACAAAUUAAUUUAGCCCCUGAACAUUGUAAUUACCAGAGAAUUUUAUGGAGAGAAAAUCCAGCAUUACCUAUAGACGCGUAUAAAUUAACAACAGUAACGUAUGGUAUGGGUCCUUCGUCGUUUUUAGCUACUGCUUGUUUGCAGACUUUAGCUAAUCAAGAAGAAAAUUUUUAUCCGUUAGCUUGUUCGGAAAUAAAAAAUAAUUUUUAUAUGGAUGAUUAUUUAGGCGGCACAGAUAGUAUAGAGUCAGCUGUUGAGUUGCGUGAUGAUCUUAUCGGAAUAUUUCAACGAGCCGGUAUGUCGUUGUGUAAAUGGUUAUCUAAUAAAAAUACAAUUGUGUGUGACACAGUAGAAAAUAAAGAUAAUGUACGCGUAUUUGAUGAAUCAGCGAUAACCAAAAUACUCGGUCUAACAUGGGACCCGGUAGCUAGUAUUUACGAUCCUCUUGGUCUUUUAGGACCUGUUAUAGUAAAGGCAAAACUUUUUAUUCAAAAUUUAUGGCACAUCAAAUUAGCUUGGGAUGAGAUAUUAACUAAUGAUAAUAGUAAAGAAUGGUUAAGUUAUCGUGAAAGCUUGCAAAAAUUAAAUAAUUUAAAAGUACCGCGAAGGAUAACAUGUGAAAAGGAAAUUGCCUCAAUAGAAAUACAUGGGUUUUCGGACGCAUCCGAAAAGGCAUAUGGGGGAUGCAUAUAUUUACGAUGCACAGAUAUAGAUGGAAAACAUAGUGUAAAACUUAUUUGCGCAAAAUCAAAAGUAGCGCCAUUAAAAGUAGUGUCAAUACCUAGAUUGGAACUUUGUGCUGCACUAUUGCUAGCGCGGUUAACCCAUAAUGUUACAAAAAAGUUAAAUUUAAAUAUAACAAAAAAGUACUUUUGGACGGAUUCUCGUAUAGUUUUAUCAUGGAUAGCUUCCCCGUCCACGUAUUGGAAGACAUUCGUUGCUCAUCGAGUCGGUGAAAUUCAGAAUUUAAAUUGUCCAUCAGAAUGGUUUCAUGUACGUUCGCAAGAAAAUCCCGCGGACUUAUUAUCUCGAGGAUGUGAGGCGAAUGUGAUUACAGAGAUGAAGUUAUGGUGGCAAGGUCCAUUUUGGUUGAGUCAGGAUAAAUCAGAAUGGCCAGCACAAAAUAAUGAAAUAUUAAAAAGUUCAAAUGAAACGUUAGAAAGAAAAAGUGCGACUAAAUUUAUUGGUACUGUGACAGAAGAAUUUGAUUUGUUGGAAAAAUUUUCAUCGUUAAAUAAAAUAUUACAAAUUAAUUGUUUAACAAAUGGUAAAGAUUUGUCAAAGAAAAGUAAAUUGUUACGAUUAAGUCCGUUUUUAGAUGAUAAACAUUUGAUUAGAGUUGGUGGUAGGCUGAAAAAUGCAUUGUCUAUUGAUGAAGGUCAACGUCAUCCUAUAGUGUUGCCGGGCGAUAAGUGUCAAUACACUCGUUUAUUAUUUUUACGCGAGCAUGAGCGUUUAAUGCACGGCGGCCCGCAAGCAAUGUUAUCUACUAUUAGAUUAAAUUACUGGCCAUUGAACGCACGUAAGGCAGCCAAACGCGUACUACAUAAUUGUGUUAAAUGUUUCCGAUAUAGACCGGUAGUAGUACAGCCCAUUAUGGGAGAUUUGCCUAGUAGUCGUUUUGAACAAGGAAGAGCGUUUUUAAUUAGUGGUUGUGAUUUCGCAGGUCCAUUGAUGAUUAAGGACAGUCUUAGAAAAAAGGCAUGCACAUUAAAAUGUUAUGCUUGUAUAUUUAUUUGUUUUUCAACAAAAGCCGUUCAUAUUGAAUUGGUGUCUGAUUUAAGCACUAAAGCAUUUUUAAAUGCAUUGGAUAGAUUUUUUAAUAGACGCGGAAUUGCAAAAAUCUUAUAUAGUGAUAAUGCUACGAAUUUUAUUGGAGCUAAUAAAUAUUUAAAAGAAGUGUACGAUUUAUUUCAAUCUCAAGAGCAUAAAAAUCAGCUGACUAAGCAUGGCGCGGAAAAAGGUGUAGAGUGGCGAUUUAUUCCAGCGCGCUCGCCUCAUUUUGGGGGUUUGUGGGAGUCCGCUGUGAAGGCAAUGAAAACUUUAAUUUUUAAGGUGUUAGGUGAGGCUUUUUUAACAUACGAGGAAUUAAAUACUAUUUUAAUAAGGGCAGAAGCCUGUUUAAACUCCCGACCAUUAACUACACUUUCCUCUGAUCCAUCUGAUCUAUCUUUCCUUACGCCCGCACAUUUUUUGAUUGGUGACUCACUCAUGUCAGUACCUGAAGCGGAUGAAACAAACGUUGUAACCAACAGACUAGAUCGCUGGCGUCGGGUAAGACACUUUUCCCAAAUUUUAUGGAAACGAUGGAAACACGAAUAUCUAUCCCAAUUGCAAGAGCGGGUAAAGUGGUCGACUUCAAAGGGUCCUAACAUUAAAGUUGGUACAGUUGUCUUGUUACGCGAUGAAAAUUUGACGCCGUUAAAAUGGAAGUUAGGUCGAGUACUCUCUGUGCAACGCGGUAAGGACGAUAUUAUUCGUUCCGCAACAAUUGUAACUCCAAGUGGUGAGACUAAUAGGGCUGUUCGACAGAUAUGUCCAUUACCUUUUGAAGGCAACCGGCAAAUGAAUUAA
Daktulosphaira vitifoliae (grape phylloxera) is the source of this 3510-nucleotide messenger RNA. RefSeq lists its product as uncharacterized. Gene Ontology annotation, biological process: DNA integration. The transcript has 5 exons. The record is from RefSeq and is a predicted model, not a curated record. Lineage: Eukaryota; Metazoa; Arthropoda; Insecta; Hemiptera; Phylloxeridae. Bases 1 to 3510 code for a protein of 1169 amino acids. Gene Ontology annotation, molecular function: nucleic acid binding.